This is a messenger RNA of Phacochoerus africanus (Common warthog), 2610 nucleotides long. It is a transcript of the gene CNOT11, whose product is annotated as CCR4-NOT transcription complex subunit 11. The record is from RefSeq and is a predicted model, not a curated record. Gene Ontology annotation, cellular component: CCR4-NOT complex. Gene Ontology annotation, biological process: mRNA catabolic process; negative regulation of translation. The transcript is spliced from 8 exons. NCBI's taxonomy places the organism in Eukaryota, Metazoa, Chordata, Mammalia, Artiodactyla, Suidae. Bases 148 to 1791 code for a protein of 547 amino acids.
CGCGCUGCCCUUUCCGCGGCCGGCUGGUUUCUCGGUGUGUUUUGUUUGCGACGCUGUCGUGCAACAGCGCGCUUUACGGCCGCAGGGACGGAGCGAGCCGGCGCCAGGGCCACUCCGGCCGGGGAGCAGGGCGGGCGGGUGAGGUUGAUGCCCGGCGGCGGGGCGAGCGCGGCGUCUGGCCGGCUCUUCACCGCCGCAGAGCAAAGAGGAACCCGGGAAGGGGCGGGGUCGGCGUCCAGGUGCGGCCCGGGGGUCUCCGGCUCCGGCAGCGGCAGAGGCGGAGCGGGCGUCCCCGGGCCGGGGAGUGGAGGCCCGGGGGGCCCUGCGGGCAGGAUGAGCCUGACCCCGAAGGAACUCUCGAGCCUGCUGAGCAUUAUCUCGGAGGAGGCGGGCGGCGGCAGCACCUUCGAGGGCCUGUCUACCGCAUUCCACCACUACUUCAGCAAGGCCGACCACUUCCGCCUGGGCUCGGUGCUGGUCAUGCUGCUGCAGCAGCCAGACCUGCUGCCCAGCGCGGCGCAGCGCCUCACGGCGCUCUAUUUGCUCUGGGAGAUGUACCGCACCGAACCGCUUGCCGCCAACCCCUUCGCCGCCAGCUUCGCGCAUCUGCUCAACCCCGCGCCGCCCGCCCGCGGCGGCCAGGAACCCGACCGGCCGCCGCUCUCAGGCUUUUUACCUCCUAUAACUCCACCAGAAAAGUUUUUUCUUUCCCAGCUGAUGCUGGCACCCCCAAGGGAACUCUUCAAAAAGACCCCUCGACAGAUUGCCUUGAUGGAUGUCGGAAAUAUGGGCCAGUCCGUGGACAUCAGCGGGCUUCAGCUAGCCUUGGCCGAACGCCAGUCUGAGCUGCCAACUCAAAGUAAAGCCAGCUUCCCCAGCAUUCUCAGUGACCCAGACCCGGAUUCUUCGAAUUCUGGAUUCGACAGCUCGGUUGCCUCUCAGAUCACGGAAGCUUUAGUCAGUGGACCAAAGCCACCUAUUGAAAGCCACUUCCGGCCGGAGUUCAUUCGCCCACCACCUCCCUUGCACAUCUGCGAGGACGAGCUGGCCUGGCUAAACCCCACCGAGCCUGACCACGCGAUUCAGUGGGACAGGUCGAUGUGUGUGAAGAACAGCACUGGUGUGGAAAUCAAACGAAUAAUGGCCAAAGCCUUCAAGAGCCCCUUAUCUUCUCCUCAGCAAACACAGGAAGGGACGCCGGGCCCACCUUCCAGCUGCUUCGUGCUAGAUUCAAGAUUCAACUACAGGACUCUUCCUGGGGGAAAGGUGGGCCACUGCAGCUGCUUCCCGUGGCUCCUGGGAGAGUUGGAAAAAGACCCCAAACUCGUUUAUCAUAUUGGUCUCACUCCAGCCAAACUUCCUGACCUAGUGGAAAACAACCCUCUAGUCGCUAUAGAAAUGUUGCUGAAGCUAAUGCAGUCAAGCCAGAUCACGGAGUAUUUUUCAGUUCUGGUCAAUAUGGACAUGUCCUUACAUUCAAUGGAAGUUGUAAACCGACUUACUACAGCUGUUGAUCUGCCUCCUGAAUUUAUUCACCUUUAUAUAUCAAAUUGCAUUUCUACCUGUGAACAAAUUAAGGAUAAAUACAUGCAGAAUCGUUUGGUGCGUCUCGUGUGUGUUUUUCUCCAGUCCCUGAUCCGUAACAAAAUCAUCAACGUGCAGGACUUGUUUAUAGAAGUACAGGCCUUCUGCAUCGAGUUCAGCAGGAUACGAGAAGCUGCCGGCCUCUUCCGCUUGCUGAAGACUUUGGACACUGGGGAGGCACCUUCUGAGACCAAGAUGUCAAAGUGAUACCUCAUCCAGCCCCCCUCCAUUGCUGCACUGUACUGUGACCUGAUUCUUCAAACCCUGAGUGGAUUGCUUGGCUUAAUGGCUACAAACCCCAUUUUACCUACUUAAGGCAACAUUUUGCUUUCCUGGAUGACCUUUUUUUUUUUUAGAUGAAUUUUUGGUAAGAACUUGGAAAAUGUCCUCUAGGUGUCUGGCUCAUGAUUAUCCACAGGGGAGCAUCACCCCAGAGUUAAUACUCAAAAGUAGAUGAGGUCUCUUGCACUAAAGAUGGAGCAGGAUGCCUGGUUUGGCUUAAAACUUAAGUCACAGGCUCCUGAUAAAGCAAGAAUCCCAUUUUCCUGAGGUUCCAAUGUUAAAGCUGGAGUGAGAGAGUAAAUGAAGACAUUGUGAAGGUCUUACUGCCCAUGAGGUUUUCAAUCAUCAUAUGACAGUGCCUGACCCUUGAACUUCACAUUAGGCACAGUGACUGCAGACACAGGUGUAACUUUAUCCUUCCUCGUUGUGGGGACCUAGGAGACAAGAGAAGAAUUACACUUCUUGAGCUUCCUAUAAACACGAGGACUCUUAGAAACCUUUCUUGAGACUCUGAUAGCUGGUUUAGUUUUCUGGGCUUUUGUUCUCUUGAGACGUUCAUUCAUUCUUCUGCUGUGCAUCUAAGGCGUCAGUGCUCUGGGAGGGAAUGUGGUCACUGGGAAGCUGUCAGGUACAGUUGCUCACCGAAUGGGACCUGUGCCCCCCAACCAUGACGUUGGGGGGGCCGUUACCCCUUGUUUAACUCUGGACAACAGUGCCUUACAUUAAAGUUUUCUAUGAACUUUA